Molecule: messenger RNA, 1378 nt
Organism: Helianthus annuus (common sunflower)
Lineage: Eukaryota; Viridiplantae; Streptophyta; Magnoliopsida; Asterales; Asteraceae
Product: trihelix transcription factor ASIL2
Exons: 3
Coding region: 184-1188 (334 amino acids)
Cellular component (GO): nucleus
Molecular function (GO): transcription cis-regulatory region binding
Source: RefSeq, a predicted model, not a curated record
UUGGGCACAUGAAACUCACAUGCGCAUUUUAGCAUCAAUCAAUCUCCCCCAAUUCGACUUCAAAACCCUAGCUACCUUACCUUCACUUCUCCUCAAAAUUCCACAAAAUCCUUUCAAAUUAUACCCAAAUUUCAAACCUUCAUGCCAAAUUAGGGCUCAUCCAACCGGAUCCAAACAUCACAGAUGGAUUACAACUCAUCCGUUCGAUCUAGACGCCCUGUUCGUAACAAUAACAAUUUCAACGAGUACGAUAACGAUGAAUUUGAAGAAGAAAAUGUAGGUUUAAAUCAAAGAUAUAGCUAUCAAUUGAACAAUAAUAAUAAUAUUAAUAAUAAUGAUGAAGAUGAUGAUGAGGAUGAUGAAGAGGAAGAAGAUGAUGAGAAUGAAUAUAGGCAUGGAUAUUAUAGGGGAGUAGAUACAGGAGAAUCGUCUAGGCGUCACCAAAAGAAAAGAAGAUUGGAUAACAUAGUGUCGAAUUACGAAUAUGCCCCUCGCGUUCCCGAUAGGUUGUCGGAUGAGUGGAGUGAUAAUGCGACUUUCGUGUUGGUGGAAGUAUGGGGCGAUCGGUAUUUGGAGUUAGGGAGGAAGAGUUUGAGGACGGACGAUUGGGUCGAGGUUGCGGAGAAGGUGUCGGAGAUGUGUAAGAUGGAGAUUGACGAGAGUCGGUGUAGGAAACGGUUGGAGAGUUUGAAGAAGAAGUAUAAGAAAGAGAAGGCGAAAGUGGUUACGGGGGGGUAUAAUGGGAAAUGGGGAUUUUUUAAGAAGAUGGAUAUGUUGUUGUCGCCGAAGAAGCAGCAUAAUGGGUUACCGUGUGGUGUUGAUUCGGGGGAAUAUGUGUUUAUGAAUACGAAGGUUUAUUUGGACCAGUCGAACGCGUUGGAUGAGAUGCGGGAUAGUCCGUGUGAAUCGGAGGAUGAUGAUGACGAUGGUGAGGAUGAGUGGAAUGAUGAGGACGGUGAAGGGUUUCGGUUGUUGGCGGAAUCUGUUCAGAAUUUCGGGGAGAUUUAUGAAAAGAUUGAGGGUCGAAAGAGACAGCAAACGAUGGAGUUGGAGAAAAUGAGAAUGGAUUUUCAGAGAGAGUUGGAAAUACAGAAGAAGCAGAUUCUUGAACGGGCGCAAGCUGAGAUUGCUAAAAUCCGGGAAGGUGAUGAUGAGGAUGUUAAUUCUGUUGAGAAUCUUAGCGGAUAAGACUCGUAAGAAGCAGGGUUGAUCAUUUUAAAGGGUAGAAGACGAUUGAAGCAAUAACUACAUUACCUGAUUUCUUCUUUCUCUUCAUCUCUUGGUUAGUGCUUUUUUAUUAAUGUUGUAGUUUGACUUGAUGUUUUUAUGUAUUAAAGUAAAGUUCAAUUUAAUAAAGUUAUCUGCAUCUUAUAACAAA